AAGAAGCAUUUUUUUCUUUUUUUUUUUGGUGAAAAGAAGGCAUUUGAAAAAUUCUUUGUUUAUUAUUUAGUAUUAUUUUCAAAUGGCUAGCAAAGCUCAUCACGAUUCCGAUCGAACCGAGAUAGGCGGAGAUAAUGGAACAAUUGUUUUCUAUCCACGCGCCCUUAACAUUGUUUGGGGUGCUGACACUCGCUACUGGCGUCUCCCGGAGAAACAAACUGACAGAGAAAAGACCCGGCCCGCAGAGCUGAUACAAGUUUCUUGGCUGGAGGUAACUGGCACAACUGAUCCGCUAAAUGAAGAAAAAAGUUACAAAAUUUCGUUCGAGUUAUCCCUCAAGCCAGACGCCUUUGGUUGGAACGGUUGCCAACUUUACUUAAUGGCCAAGUUAGGGCGAAGAGGAAGGUACAAAUGGACAAAAGUUACAUUCAAGGACCAACCCAAUAAUCGGCCCUUUACAGUUCCUGCAGAGGAUUUUGUGAUCAAGGUUCCGCCGAGCACCGACGCGGAGGAUCGAAAGCUCUAUUUCGGUCUCUACGAAGUGUGGAGCGGAAAAUGGAAGGGAGGUUUAGAGAUUCACAAGGCAGAGGUUGCUGAAGUGGCUGCUGGAAAGAGCUGAAUGAGGUCAAGUAAUUGCAUGUAUUUUCUUGUGUGUGUUUCUUAUUGUAACUCCGCCUAUGCCGGUGUGCGCUCGCAUUGCCCCGGGCAAUGUGAUCACUAGUACUUUGUAAUAAAAUCAACAUUGUUAUAAUGAGAUCGCAAGCAACUUCUUUGGCUUGCACAUGAUUGAAAUAUAUAUAUUAUAUGUCGUAUGAAACAAA
Morus notabilis is the source of this 821-nucleotide messenger RNA. RefSeq names its product protein PHLOEM PROTEIN 2-LIKE A9. The transcript has 3 exons. Bases 83 to 619 code for a protein of 178 amino acids. Lineage: Eukaryota; Viridiplantae; Streptophyta; Magnoliopsida; Rosales; Moraceae. The record is from RefSeq and is a predicted model, not a curated record.